Molecule: messenger RNA, 567 nt
Organism: Penicillium brevicompactum
Lineage: Eukaryota; Fungi; Ascomycota; Eurotiomycetes; Eurotiales; Aspergillaceae
Product: Heat shock protein DnaJ N-terminal
Exons: 1
Coding region: 1-567 (188 amino acids)
Biological process (GO): protein histidyl modification to diphthamide
Molecular function (GO): metal ion binding
Source: RefSeq, a predicted model, not a curated record
AUGACGAGGACAACAAGCAGCGACGAUUUUUACGAGGUUCUUGCCCUGCCUUUUGCCGGGACUUCGUCUGUAACCCAUUCGAAGCAUCAGAUCAGAUUAGCGUACCAUAAGGCAUUGCUCAAGCACCACCCCGAUAAAGCAGGUGCCAUAGCAAAGGAGGAUUUUACAAAGACCGCUGCGUCCAAUACCUCGAACAACGACGCUUCAUCGAGUCCUUAUACUAUCGAUCAGAUCAGGACCGCCUAUAAAACCAUUUCGGAUCCCGUUCUUCGUGCCGAGUACGAUCGCUCUCUGCGGUUAGACAGGGCAAAGGCUGCGGAGCGGGAGAAGACGGCACAUGUCUUUCAUACUGGGCUUGAGGUCGUGGAUUUGGAGGAUCUUGCGUGCGAUGAGACCCCCAACGGCGAUGUCUGGUAUCGUGGUUGUCGGUGUGGUGAUGACCGCGGGUUCUCGGUCACCGAGGAGGAUCUAGAGAGGGAGGUGGAACAUGGUGAAAUUUUGAUUGGGUGUCGUGGGUGCAGUCUCUGGUUGAAGAUUCUCUUCGCCGUCGAGGGGGACGAUGGGUGA